Caenorhabditis remanei is the source of this 258-nucleotide messenger RNA. RefSeq lists its product as uncharacterized. The record is from RefSeq and is a predicted model, not a curated record. NCBI's taxonomy places the organism in Eukaryota, Metazoa, Nematoda, Chromadorea, Rhabditida, Rhabditidae. The transcript has 3 exons. The coding region runs from base 1 to 258 and encodes 85 amino acids.
AUGAAUGUCCAAUUCGCUAUCGCCCUGUUGCUCUGCCUCAUCGCAACAUCUGUUGCCCAAAAAGCCAAAGGAUCGCCGGAAGUACUUCCAGCCGCUAUGUACGACGGAGACGUCAGCCACGAGAGCUUGAACAAGAUUAGCAGCCAGUUACUGAACGCUCUCGCUGAGUUGGAAGCAUUGCAGGAGGGGAGCCAACAACUCAAAAUGGCGGAGAAACGGCGCAACAAGUUUGAAUUCAUUCGAUUCGGACGGAAAUAG